Molecule: messenger RNA, 1200 nt
Organism: Mesocestoides corti
Lineage: Eukaryota; Metazoa; Platyhelminthes; Cestoda; Cyclophyllidea; Mesocestoididae
Source: the annotation of a GenBank genome assembly
AUGUGUGUACAGCGCCGAUUCUCGGACUUUAUUGGACUGUAUGAAAGACUAAAAUCCAAAUAUCUUCAUGAAGGUGUAAUUAUACCUUAUCCUCCUGAAAAAAAUGUGAUCGGGACCACGAAGUUACGGCUUUCAAGAAGUAGCUCUGCUGAUACGGAAUUCAUAGAAAAGCGCAGGGUUUCCCUCGAAUGGUUUAUGAGGAUUCAUAAUCUUAUUCUCUUCCUACAUAGAAUCACCAAUCACCCUGUUUUAAUGAAUGAUGCGUAUGUGCACGAGUUUUUAGAACUUGAGGGUGAACUUCCCCGGCAUACCGGCGUUCAAGUUCUUUCCGGAGCAACUGCUAAGAAACUUUUAAGGAAUGUAGGCGAAGCAGUAGGAAAGUUAACAUUCAAGAUGGAUGAAGUUGACGAGUAUUUUGAUUUCAAAGAUGAGGAAUUGGAGAAUUGGGACAUUCAAGGUAGUAGAUUGUAUAGCAAUCUGUCCAGCUUAGUUGUGGACCAGAAUGAUUUGGCGAACUCUACCCUUGCUCUAUCGAAGGCACUUUCAGUUUUGGCAAAUGUAGAAGAGCAUACUGGCUUGGCUAGAGCUUUGGGUCAAUUAGCGGAUACUGAGGAUCAGAUUGCUCAUUUUCUUUCGGUCCAAGCUGAAGCCCAGUCCACUUUCCUAGUCGAGUAUGCGAAGGGAGUCCUCUCCAUGAUUCAUUCAUGCCGGUAUCGUUUAUUGCUUUCUACACUUAAACGACUGCAGGAUACGUUGUCAGAGAGGGUUCGUGUAUUCAGAAUGCGUCGAGACUACGAGUCAACCCUACGUGGGAAGCGCGAACAGAAAGUCCGUAUUGAAAUGUCCCCCAAGGCAGACCGUGGCAAAAUACCCACUCUUGAGCGUGAAAUUGGCGAGCUAACCCACCGAGUCGAAGAAAGUGAAGAGGAGUUCGAAAAGAUCUCAGCGACCAUCAAAAAGGAACUCGAACUGGUCGAUGAAGCUCGUUUCGAGGAGUUCAAGGCAGCUGUGAUUUCUUACUUGACUACAACUCUCCAAAUGCAUGAAAAGGCCAUGCCAAGGCCAUUGAGUAGAAGGCGAAUGCUCACCCUGUUGCCAACCCCGCCGCCGCCGCCACCGUCGACCUCACGCUAUGAGAACAACCUGUUUCUGGUGUCCGCUAUCACAAUGUACUCACUGGCUUGCCCCUUCCUCGCCUGA